Molecule: messenger RNA, 4895 nt
Organism: Amoebophrya sp. A120
Lineage: Eukaryota; Dinophyceae; Syndiniales; Amoebophryaceae
Source: the annotation of a GenBank genome assembly
AGCGACAACAUCAAUCUGGAAACAAGGCUGGAUUUUUGAGAAAAAAGUAUUAAGAAGACUACAACGUCUAGCGCGACAAGCAGUACUAGCACCUCCAUGUAGUAGAGUUAAGCGGCUUUUUUAUAUAUCCCCUUCUUUUAUUACUAGUCUCUCUCUCUCUUCCAAAGCAGACCAAUUUGUUGUUCACUGUGUUAGAAGUUAUUUGUGAACUACGUGAUGAACAACAUCACCAGCAGGGGCCCAUCAAUACUAGUAGAUACCAGGAAUAGAAAUUGAAAUAGACAAGAACUUCAGAAAUAAUUGAAGUCAAAACAUGACGUCCAAGCUGGAAACCAAGGGCGUCCGGGUCUUCCUGGGGAACAUUCCCUUUGAUAUCAUGGAAAAAAGUGUUGUACGUUAACGGAAUUUGUGAUGCAGUGACGCGUCACAAAAGAACGUGUCCAAAUUUGUCAUGCGUAGAAUGCAUAUUAGGCAAAAUCUGUCAUGCAUAUUUGCAAUCUCUGAGUUGCGUGCGCGGCCCAUCCGUGUUCCGCGUAAAUCUCUACAGGAGAGUGUACGCCGCGUCGAAAGGCUCCCUUCCGUACGGAGCGCCCCGAACCCGUUUUAGCGCACCUUUAUGAUGGCCUUUCUGUUAUAAGGAGGGGGAGUUAGACCAGUUUGCAGAACCCAGUCUGUUUAUGCUAGCAAAGGGCUAGUGCGCUGUAGACCCCCAGGACCAGGUAGACUCAGUCCCGACCGAAGUGGUAGGCGCUUAGGGUGAACUAUGUAUGUAGCGCUUAGGGCCCUUCCGUACGGCCGAUUUGUAUGCCCGCAACGGGGUUCGCCUAAGUCGGUCAUUUGUAUGCAAGGCGUUGGGUUACCCGGUCGGCAGAGCCGAUCCACAACGAACGAACGAUAUUUGCAAUCUCUGAAAACCAUUAACGUUAACACUUUUUUGUUUGAUAUUUGAAGCCACGGAGCAGGACUUGAUGUCGAUCUGCGAGUAUCCUGUGCAAAAGCAUCGUACAACUAGUACUAAUUGCAGGUAUGCAUUACAAAUCUAGAUGUUAAGGGAAAUCCGCAUUACAAACUUGAUUUGUAAUGCUGAGCCAAUUUGUGAUGCGAUUCAUACUAUUACGAUGCUUUUGCAGUUCAUAGCGAGCUCGCCGGCCGCGUGGUGGAGUUCCGGUUUGUGAUGGACAACAAGCGCGGGCGGCACAAGGGCACGGGGUUUUUAUCCUGUGCAAAAGUAUCUGAUACUCGUAUUGCAGUCAUGCAUUACAAAUCUUGUUCUUAAGCUAAAUCCGCAUUACAAAUUUCAUUUUUCAUGCUGAGGAGCAAAUUUGUGAUGCAUUUAUGCGAGUACGAGAGAUACUUUUGCAAUGCAUAGUUUUGCGAGUACCCCGAUGUGGACACCGCGCAGGCCGCGAUCCGGAACCUGGGAAAGUUUCCCCUGAAGGGUAUCGUAAGGAAAAAUCCUCCGCCCUCCCCAUAAUGACGAGGUUCGUUUUCGAAAAUUUGUGUUGCUGAUUUGUGACCACAAAUCGCAUCUGUCUUGCAAGAAGGCAACUCCACAGGCCCAGCCGCAUUUUUAUGCAGGCGGUUUGUCAUGCUGUUGGGCCUAGUACAGCGCGGACGCUUUUCGUGCUAAGCGCCUAGGCAAAUAAAAAAGCCCCUCGUCUCCUCAGGCUCCUCGAUAAGGGCCCGCAGUCCCCUCCAGCAACACAAAUCUGAUUUGUGUACGCAAAUCCAGCAUCAGAAACUUCGUUGUUGUGAUACGGGGAGGGGGGCUUUUUCCUUUUGAUAAAGGGCCGAGAACUGAUCGUCGACUGGGCGGACAACGAGAUGAAAUCGAUAUGACAGUGCACAACUCCCCCUCCCCCUCAUUUGUGGUGCAAAGGCCCCAAUUUUUAAUUUGGUGCCUUAUAUAUAAUGGCACUGUUUGCAUGACAAAUUUCGGAAGCCCAAAUAAAAGUACCACGCUCGGCCCGUGAACUUGUUAUGCACAGGUUCCAAGUGAUGUCUUGGUGUUUGUAUUGCUGCUCAUGCCGUGCAAAUGAGGGGGAGGGGGAGUUGCGCACUCUCAUAGCCGAAGCAGUCCCUGUCGAAGAUUUUGACGCUGGACCAGUUUUAUCAAAUGCAAAAAUGUCUGGGUCUGGAAGAUUCUGAAACUUGUGAUGCACGUUUUGCAUGAGCCAUGAUGUCUGUAAUGCAUGCCCUAGCAUCGUCACAGGCGACCUUUUGAUGGCAUCUUGAUGCCUAUUCCGCAUGACAAAUGCUCCGCGUAGCAAAAAUCGCACUCCCUUAUUUGUUGCUCAUGCAAUACAGAUUUUUUCGGAAUCCAAACGCAGCAUCACAAGUUGCGUUCUCCCAGACCCAGACAUAUUUGCAUUUGAUAAGUUUGACCAAGUCGGCAACCGCAUCUCCGGGCUGAUGAAGCGGUCGGAGCAGGAAGUCCAGAAGAUCGACCCGCAGGACUGUUCCUUGCUCGGCGAGGUCGCCCAGGUGGUGCACAACUGUAGCUGCUCCCAGCUCCUUUACGUGUUGUCCGAACUGCAGCGGAUGGCGCACUUAUCACCGGACGGCACGAAGAAGUGGCUCAAGGAGAACGCGCUUGUGGCGCACGCCGUGCAGCACAUGUGCUUCGUGGUCGGGAUUUCGGACGAUUCCCUGCUGCUGCGCGACGCCAACAAAAAAACGUUCGGGGCACUGAGUCUAAACCCGGAGAAAGUAUCAAAUGUAAAAAUGUCUGGGUCUGGAAGAUUUCGAGAUUUGUCAUGCAUAUUUUCCAUGAGCCAUGAUGUCUGUGAUGCAUGCCGUAGCAUCACAGAUUUUUAGAGAGCUUUGUGAUACCUCUACCGCAUGAGAAAUCCCCUCUCCGCGUAGCACAAAAUGUAGUCCUCUUGCUGGUCAUGCAAUACAAAUCUUUUUAGAAUCCAGAGACAGCAUCACAAGUUCCAACCUUCCAGACCCAGACAUUUUUUCACUUGAUAGAAAGACGACAUGAACAACGUUUUUACGAUGAACGAGGAAGAGAUUUUGAAAAGCAGGAGCAAAAAGUACUAUACUUUCUUACAACCACGAGGAGCUAUUCAAUUCUUUCUAGCGCUUGUUCAAUAUUUGAUAAUCAAAUACGUGAGUUUGCGCAUAUGCAUUCCUGAGGAACCCCCCGCUUUCAUGCACAACUUCAUGCUAUACAACUUGAAAUAAAUACAAAAUCGAAAAAAUCAAAAUCCACUUUAGGCUCCGCGAGAAGCUUUGGGGUAAGGAGUUCCAGCCCAUCAGCAAGAAGGAAGUCAACCUUUCCUUCCUCCGAAAGCUCGAAAAGCUUGACCAGGCACUAUCAAAUGUAAAAAUGUCUGGGUCUGGAAGAAUGCAAGGGUUGUCAUGCUUGUCUGGCAUGACCCAUGAUGCUUGUAAUGCAUGAUCCAGCAUCUUCACAGAUUUUUGGAAGGCUUCCUGAUGCCAUUUCCGCAUGACAAAUGGCCUCCUCGCGUAGCACAAGCGGGGGUCCUCUUGCUGGUCAUGCAAUACAGAUUUUUUUAGAGUCCAAAGUUAGCAUCACAAGUUCGAACUUUCCAGACCCAGACAUUUUUGCAUUUGAUAGGCGCAGAUCUUCGACUACCUGCGAAAUUUGAAGCCCGAGGAGGUCGCCGCUUUACCGACUGAGCUACAACUGCAGGCGCAGGCCGUCCGGGCGAGUCAGAAGGACUCGCACGAAGACGAGCGCUUGUACAAUCGCAACAAGCGGGACCGGGAGCAGUACGGAGGCGGUGGCCAGUAUCCAAGGAAAAAACAUUCUUAGUGCUGUAAAUUUGUGAUGCGCAACAUGCAAAUCGAUGGAUUGCGCCUGUCAUGCUGUGCCUGCAUUAUAUAGGGUUCAUUCAAGGGCGUUUUCACGUACAAUCUGAGCAUGACAGGUUUUUGCUGUCAUGCGAGACGAGAUAUUUGUCAUGCUAAUCUUUCAAGAAAGUUCUUAGUCUUACAACACCUACAAUCUUUUUUUCUCCGAUAGCCAGCAACACGAGCGGGGCGGGGGGAACCAUGGGGGACCACACCAGCAACAUCGAGGGCACGGUAGAGACGGCGGUGGUAAUAUGAACAACCGGGAUAAUUAUGGUGGUGGAGGACAACAUCAUCAUAACCGAGAUCCCCGCGGUAACAGAGACAACAACUGGGACGGACCCGGAGGUGCUGGUGACCGCCAACAUGGGAACAAUCCGAAUUAUAUUAACAAAGGUGGUGGUGGUGGGAACAAUUAUGGGCCGAACUACAACCGUGGAGGCGGAGGUGGUGAUCGCGAUAAUUACGGCGGCGGACACCAGAACCGAGGGCCGGGUGGAGGUGGUGACCACCGAGGAGACAACUAUGGUCACCAGCACAGUAACCGCGGCAACAAGGGUGGUGGUGGGCACCACCAGCACAACCGGGGGAAGGGCGGAGGUGGGGGGAAUCAGAAUCACCCCUACGGAGGCGGGGGUGGCGGGCACCGCGGCACGGGCAGCAACGCCAUCGGGUUUCACGAUUUGCAGGGGUAUUGAUGAGGAAGAAGCAGUAGUACGUGGCACUUCUACGGGUCCUCGAUUAUGAUGUGCAGCCAGGUGGCAGAUAUCAGAAGGACGAGCUGGUUGAACGCUUCCACCACCUGCGUACAAAAAUAUUUUUAAUCCGUACUUCUACUACUAACGACGACAAAACAUAUACAUAAUGUGCGACACUUUUGAAAAUGAAAUAGGAGAAGCGAUGAAAUUUCCCCUCUAGGAAGCGAGCAGAACCAGGCUGACACUAAAGGACAGCAAGCGUGGUAAGUACCAAAUGAAAAUGGAUCGUGAAGAUCGAGUUGCUUUACAACUUGUUCUUCCACCUCUGAAGGAUCGGCAAUUUGAGAUCGUUCCGUUUCGUAUUGUCUAGGCUAC